GAAAACUUCCAGAUCCAUUGAAAUCGGUAAACCAUCUUUCAUCGUUCCCAAAAUUGAAUAACAGUCGUAUUUACAAAUUGAUAAGAGGUUGUAUGAAUCCUACCUCAGAUUAUAAAACUGUGAAAAAAUCUGCGAAAGAUGCAUUAAAAUGCAUUGAACAACUGUCACCCUCUUCAGCUGAGACAUUUUCUACCCUAAUACGUCGAAUUAGUCUAACCAUAAUUAAUAGGGAUUUGAUAGCAUUGCUUUUAGAUAAAAUUAGAUCUAUGGAUACUUCUAAACAUAAUGGCGAUUCUAUUAUUGCACACGAAUUAUUUAGGAAUCCUCACUCUAGAACUAGUGAUGUCAACUGA
Messenger RNA from Entrophospora sp. SA101, 353 nucleotides. The record is from the annotation of a GenBank genome assembly. NCBI's taxonomy places the organism in Eukaryota, Fungi, Glomeromycota, Glomeromycetes, Entrophosporales, Entrophosporaceae.